AUGAAUUUCUGGAGCUACAUAUUCAGAAUCAUUUCCUUUUUACAAACUAUACUCGGAAUUCUGGGAAAUUUCUCUCUUAUAUUCUACUAUCUAGUCCUUUACUACAGAGAAUGCACAUUAAAGCCCACAGAUUUGAUUCUCAUGAAUCUAAUGACAGCCAAUGUCAUGAUCAUUCUCUCAGCAGGAGUGCCCCACACAAUGACUCGUUUUCUGUUGAGGCAAUUAUUGAAUGAUUUUGGAUGUAGAUUAAUUUUAUACAUUCAAAGAAUUGGCCGGAGUAUGUCCAUUGGAACCUCCUGCCUCUUGAGUGUCUUCCAGGCAAUGACCAUCAGUCCCAGGGAAUCCUGUUGGAAGUAUCUUAAAGUCAAAGCUGCCAAGUACAUUGGCUGCUUCAUUACCUUUCUUUGGGUCUUCUAUGUAUGUAUGCAUUUCAUUUUCUUUAUAUACCCAUUUAUCAAAAGGAAUAACAAAAGCAGGACAAGAACACUAGAUGUUGGACAGUGCUCUAUUGAAGUUCACAAUGAAAUCGGUGACUCACUCUUUGCAGCAAUGGUGGUGUUCCCUGAAGUCCUUUUUUCUUUGCUCAUCACCUGGACCAGCAGCUCCAUGAUUGUCUUUCUGUACAGACACAAGCAGAGGGUUCAACAUAUCCGAAGCACUCAUGAUUCAAGCAGAACUUCCCCUGAGUCCAGAGCCACCCAGAACAUCUUUGUCCUGUUGUGUACCUUUCUAGCUUUUAAUACUCUCUCUUCCAUCUUACAAGGCUAUACUGCUUUUCUGUAUAAUCACAACUGGUGGCUGGCGAACAUCACUUGCCUUACUUCUCUGUGUUUUCCCUCUUUGGGGCCCUUUGUUCUUAUGAACUAUUAUUCCCUUGUAUCCAGAUUCAGAUUUUCCAGGAGGAGGAAUAAACAUUGUUCAAUCUUAUUUUAA
Molecule: messenger RNA, 933 nt
Organism: Peromyscus leucopus (white-footed mouse)
Lineage: Eukaryota; Metazoa; Chordata; Mammalia; Rodentia; Cricetidae
Product: vomeronasal type-1 receptor 4-like
Exons: 1
Coding region: 1-933 (310 amino acids)
Biological process (GO): G protein-coupled receptor signaling pathway
Cellular component (GO): membrane
Molecular function (GO): pheromone receptor activity
Source: RefSeq, a predicted model, not a curated record